AUGGCGGCGGUUCUGCGCGGUCGGGCGUCUGUGCGCCUGCGGCUCCUCCUCUCAACGCUGGAAGCCCGGGCCGUCCCCGCGUCCGCUCUCGGCACCUCGGUGACCUCGGCCAAAGUGGAUGUGAAUGGUGUUCACCUGCACUAUCUGCGGGCUGGAGAGGGGGACCACGCAGUCCUGCUGCUCCCUGGGAUGUUAGGAAGUGGAAAAACUGACUUUGAACCCCAGAUUCAAAGCCUGAAUAAGAAGCGCUUCACAGUAGUGGCCUGGGAUCCUCGAGGGUAUGGACAUUCCAGACCCCCAAAUCGAGAUUUCCCCGUGGACUUCUUUGAAAGGGAUGCAAAAGAUGCUGUUGAUUUGAUGAAGACACUGAAGUUCCCGAAAGUCUCUCUGCUUGGAUGGAGCGACGGUGGAAUAACAGCUCUCAUCGCAGCUGCAAAAUACCCUUCUUACAUCAACAAGAUGGUGAUCUGGGGGGCCAAUGCAUACGUCACCGAUGAGGAUGAGGCAAUUUACCACGGGAUCCAAGAUGUUUCCAAAUGGAGCAAGAGAACCAGAGAACCCCUGGAAGCUCUAUAUGGCUAUGACUACUUUGCUCAAACCUGUGAGAAGUGGGUGAAUGGCAUUCUGCAAUUCAAACAUCUUCCAGACGGUAACAUCUGUCGACAUCUGCUGCCCCACGUUCAGUGCCCCACCUUAAUCGUGCAUGGGGAGAAGGAUGUUCUGGUCCCGGGGUUCCAUGCAGACUUCAUCCACAGACACGUGAAAGGGUCACGCUUGCAUCUGAUGCCAGAAGGAAAGCACAAUCUUCAUUUACGUUUUGCAAAUGAAUUCAAUGCCUUAGUGGAAGACUUCCUACAGUGA
Messenger RNA from Chrysochloris asiatica (Cape golden mole), 861 nucleotides. It is a transcript of the gene BPHL, whose product is annotated as biphenyl hydrolase-like (serine hydrolase). Bases 1 to 861 code for a protein of 286 amino acids. NCBI's taxonomy places the organism in Eukaryota, Metazoa, Chordata, Mammalia, Afrosoricida, Chrysochloridae. The transcript has 7 exons. The record is from RefSeq and is a predicted model, not a curated record.